UAUCAAUAAAAAUUUACCAAAGUAGUGGAUUAAUAAAAUUUUAUUGCAAUUUUAUAUUUAGUUUUAUUAAAAAAUAUUUAUUUUUUAAAGUAGGAAUCAACCAAGGCCAAUAAUGGGGAAUGAACCUACUGGUGGAUAUUCUGAGUUUGAAAUGUUGGAUGUACCAUUCAAAGAAUCAAUAGAAGACCUAGGAAAACAAUUCCUUAAAACGAAGACGUUUGAUGAUAGGUUUGGGAUUGUAUGGAACUUUAUGAUGACAGCUCCUAUCUACGAUCCCAAACAUCCUAAAGUAAACAAGACAGUUGCUGAUUCAAUAAGUUGGCGUAAAAUUGGUAACAAAGAAUACACCAAUUUGAAAAAUGAAGAUAAUAUAAGCAAAUCAAUUCAGGCAUACACCAAGAGUAUUGCUUAUGCACCAGUUGGAUCCAGUGAAUUGUCAUUGGCUUAUGCAAAUCGUUCAGUAGUAUUAUUCAAAGCAGGAUUUUAUAAUGAGUGUCUUCAUGACAUCGAACAUUCUUUAAAGGCAGGCUAUCCAGAUUAUUUAAAAACAAAAUUACAUAUUCGUCAAGCAUUGUGUUUCAAAGCAUUGAAACCAAGCUCACAUAUUGAGACAGGUAUUUCAAUGGCCAGUGCAAUGCAGUGGCUACCUAAUUUAAAAAAAAACAAUCCAAAUUACAACAUCAAAGAUGAAUACUCAAAAAUGAUGAAACAACUUCAGAAACCUCGUGAUACAAACACUGUUAAAUUCACUCCAAUGAUUAAAAAUAAGAAUUCAAUAAUAGCUGGUGGAUCUGAUGCAAUUAAAUUAAUAAAAUCAAAUGGAAAUAAUCAACAUAUUAUUGCAGCGAGAAGCAUUAAAUCUGGUGAAUUUAUUUACAUCAAUAAACCAUUUGAAAUUAUUACUUGUGAUGAUAAACGUUACAACACUUGCUGGCAUUGUUGUCGUCACACUUUAGCUGGUAUACCAUGUGAUAAUUGUCCAAGUAUAGUAUUUUGUUCACAAAAAUGUAAAGACAUUGCUUGGAAUGAAUAUCAUGAUCUUGAAUGUCCAAUUUUAAGUUAUGCUAUGAAAUUAAAAUUAUGUACUCAAGACGAUUGGCAAUUCCAAUUGACUAUUAAAGUUUUAUCAAAAUCACUUAAAGCCACUGGUGGUAUUGAUGCAUUGAAAAAAAAAAUUAAUGAGGUUGAUGCAAAGAAAGAUAAAUCAAUGAUUUAUACUGAUGGUAUUUUUGAUGUUAAUACUCUUGAUAAUUUUCAUCGUCUUGAUUAUUCCCAGCCAACUUCUGAUACAUGUUUAUUCCCUCGAGUCGUUCGAACUGCAUCAAUUGUUUUAUUGUUUGGACUUGAAACAAAUAUUUUUGGUCGAAAAAUGAAACUUGCUGAAGUUUAUUCAAAUAAACAAUCACCAGUUUUGGGAGGUUUGAUACUCAGGUAUUUAAUGACUGUCCAACGCAAUGCUACUUUUUGCGAUUGUCAUGGAUCAACAAAAGUCACGUUGACACAUGCUAUUAUAUUUCCAUUUGAAAAUAUGUUGGUAAAAAAUUGUGAUCCUCAUGUCAACUGGUACAGCUAUGAAUCGAAUGUUGCAGUUGUAGCCGAAAGACCAAUAAAAAAAGGAGAAAAAAUACGUUUCUCAACAGCUGGACGAUUCCAAGACGUGCCACUAUCUGAACGUCGAAAGAUCCAUGCAUCAUUUGAUCUUCCGCCAUGCAAAUGCUUAGCAUGUGUACGAGAAUUACCACUGGUGAUAAAUCUUCCAUCUUACAAGACUUUGACGUUGUCGAAUCAAGUUGAAAGAGAAUUGGAUCGUAUUAUGAUUAAAUCAGCUGGUUAUUCUGAGCUCAUUGCUGAGGGAGAUGCUGAGAAAUUGCUCAAAAUAAAAGACACUUUGUAUAAAAUGACUGAUAAAUUUUAUCAACAUGUUACUGUUCCUUGCAAAGAAGCUUCUUUUUUUUCGCUGAUGCUGGGAAUGUUGCAUCACCUACUUUCUAUUCCACGUUGUAUUAUUUAG
Messenger RNA from Aphidius gifuensis, 2011 nucleotides. Its product is annotated as SET and MYND domain-containing protein 4-like. Gene Ontology annotation, molecular function: protein binding. The record is from RefSeq and is a predicted model, not a curated record. Lineage: Eukaryota; Metazoa; Arthropoda; Insecta; Hymenoptera; Braconidae. Bases 113 to 2011 code for a protein of 632 amino acids. The transcript is spliced from 5 exons.